GUGAUCAGCAUGCCCUCGCUGCUGCCCUCCGUCAUGCAGUGGGUGUGGCUCCUACCUCACUUCAUCCUGGACCACCUGAUGACCUCCCUCGCCGCCCUGCUCACUCGCCUGGUGCUGCUGGUGUGGCCCGAGGGGGCACCCGGCAUACCGCUGCUCGCACCACCAGCAGCAGCAGCAGCAGCAACCGCGCAGCCCGCUGCCGCUGCCACCUCACCCACGUCACCAACCGCCGCCGCCGGGGCUGCCAUCACCGCCGCCGCAAACACAGCGCUCGACCCAGAUCGGGAACACCUCAACAUCAGUCCCUCCGGCGCUCCCGGCGGCAGCAGCUCCCGACCGCCCCCUCCUGCUGCUGCUGCUGCUGCUGCUGGCGGCUCCGAGGCCGCCCCUGCCACCACCACCACCACCACCGCCCAUGCAGCACCUGCCGUCGCCUCCGCGGGGCCUCUGGCGGUGUGCCAGCUCUCGUUGCCCAACCGCCACCUGCGCCAGACCUUCACCAACCUAUUCGCCGCGCUGGCCUCGGGCAUGGCUGACCCGCGGCUGGCGGCGCUGCUGCGCGGCCGCACCAUACCACCCUCCCUGCCGCCCUCCUCCUCGGCUGCUGCCGCCACCGCCCUUCCUUCCCGCAGGAGCAGCAGCCCUGCAGCCGCGGACCCACACCCAGAUGGCCAGCGCGACGAGGAGGACUGCAUGGCGGUAGACGGGGCAGCUGAGCGGGGUGCAGCAGCAGCUGCAGCAGCAGCGGGCGUUAGCGUCACUACCGCAGGCGGGGAACAGGAUGAGGAGGAGGAAUGUCAGCUGCCGCCCACGUCGCUGCCUGCCCGGCUGGUUCGUGUGGUGGAGGAGGGGCGGUCGGACGAGGUGGAGUGCAAAGUGGCGUUGGAGCUGAUGGAGGAGAUGUUUGCGGCGUGUGAGGCAGCUGCUGCUGCGGCUGCUGCAGCUGGGGGCGCGGGGGAAGCAGCAGCAGCAGGCGGGCUGGCGGCAGCUGCUGCUGGCAGAGGUAUGGAUGGGGAUGUGGAGCAGCAGCAGCAGGAGGAGGAGGAGGAGGAGGUGCCGGAUCUGGCGGGUGACGCGCUGGCUGCGGGGCUGCUGCGCGCGCUGGGCGGUGUGGGGGUGUUCCCUGCGCUGAUGACGGAGGCGGGGGCGGCGGGGCUGGCAGCUUACGUCAGGCUCACCGUGCGGCUGGUCCGGCUGGCCGCCCUGUCGCCCCCCUCGGGCGGCUGCACCCCCUUGGCUCCCCGGCUGCGUGAGAGCGGGGUGCCAGCCUCGGUGGCCUACGUCGCCUUCUGGCCGCCCACCCGCCCCUCGCUCAAACUGGAAGCGCUGCAGGCGCUGCUGCAGCUGGUGAGUCUGGACAGGUCCAUGGCGGCUGCGGUGGCGGCCAUGCCCAACUUCCCCAUCGCGCUGUCCAACAUGCUGCUGGGCGGGGACCCUGACACACGCAAGCCGGGGGCGGCCAAGCCCUCCCAGACAAAAAAACCCAAGAAGAAGGGCUCCGCUGCGGCCACUGCGGCCGCUGCCGGUGGAGGCGGGGUUGGCGGUGCGGAGGGUGGUGGCGGUGGCGGUGGUGGUGGCAGUGCGGGCGGAGGCGGGGGGCGCACCGCCCUGACCAUCCGGGAGGACCUGCAGAAGACGGCGCUGGCCAUCCUGUGUGUGGUGCUAGAGGUGGCGGUGGAGGAGGAGAAGGUGUGGCACCCGCUGGUGGAGUCCGGCAUGCUGCCCCGCCUGCUGCAGCACUGCCCCGCCUUCCCCAUGCAGCCCGGCCUGCUGGUGGGGCUGCUGGACGCACUCAGAUCCACACUCACAGGCCGCCACCCAAGACAUGACGGCAGCGACGACAGCGACGGCGAUGACGGUGGUAAUGAAGACGGCGGCGCUGCUGCUGCUGACGUGGUGACGCUGGGAGCGCUGCAGGCUGCCUGCGCGCCGUACGUGCUGCCACUGCUGCAGCACGGCGACCCAUGGGUCGCUGCCAGCGCCGCUGCGCUGCUUCUGGGGCUGCUGCGAGACAUGGAGCGCUACCGGCGCACUGUGGAGGAUUUGGAGCAGGGGAAUGAGAUCCUGCGAGCGCUGGUGGCGGCGGGGGCGGCGGCGGUGGAUGGAGCGGAUGAGGUGGCGGCGACGAGGGCUGCUGCUGCUGCUGUCGCCGCGGCGGCGGCGACAGCGAAGGGAACAAGGGAGUCCUCUCCCGCCGCCGCCGCCACCUCCGGUGCCGCCGCUGCUUCUGAUGGUGG
Molecule: messenger RNA, 2237 nt
Organism: Astrephomene gubernaculifera
Lineage: Eukaryota; Viridiplantae; Chlorophyta; Chlorophyceae; Chlamydomonadales; Astrephomenaceae
Source: the annotation of a GenBank genome assembly